AUGUCCUUCCACUAUCUAGCUACGGAGCUUUUGCUUCAUAUCUUCCAGUCAUGCGAUACGAUUACCGAUAUUCUAAACCUCGCAUCAGCGUGUCGCCGGUUUCGCGACGUCUUCAAUCGAUCGAACAAGCUCCAGAUCAUGAUGGACGUUGCGGAAAUGGAGUUCGGUCCCGUUGACGACAUUAUACAAAUCGUGACGCAUAAUACAAGCCAGCCGGCCCAUAUUUUCCGCACAGCACCACUCACAGCACCUCUCCUCAGACAAGUCGUGCAGAUUGGCAGAGUCGCCCAGAAGUGGGAGACGAUCUACCCUGUCAAGAAGUGGAAGCUCGACUUUGAGAAUAGGCGCUCGCUCAGCGACAAGGAGCGCUUUCGUCUCCGCCGUGCGAUUUUUCGCCUUUGGCUUUAUCAUCGCGCUUUUCACACGCGAGACUACGAUCGCUAUAGUCGCCAUCUGCGGAAUACGGUCGCGGAACGCGCGCAGCUCCUGCAUAACUGGUCGACCGCUGAGUUGGCAGAGAUUGAAGACGUCCGCUUGGUCAUUGGCGAUAUCGUCCAAAACCACAUUUGUCCAAGCAAUGGGACUAUCCAGCGAAAGUUCCGGAAUCGGUACCCUGAAAGCAACCACCAGCUAACCUUCAACAUCCAUCUAAAUUACCCUAUGGCCCAGAGCGGUCUCACCCCAUAUGGGUUCAUCGAUCCGAACCCUAAUUCGACAGAACAAUACUUCCAUACAACCCACUCUACCAAUUUCUCCAACUCUGCAAAAUAUCGAUCGCGUUUCCGGAACGACAUAUUCCACGAGCCUGGCUCGGAAGGGUGGGGCGAUGAAAUUCCGCACUACUACAUUGUACAGGAUAUGAUGAAGCUUGAUCCCGGCCAGGUUCUGUGGUUACGCGAACACUGCCUGCUCAAGGAGCAGGUCGAGACAUUUGUGCUUUCGCUAGGGGACUGGUUCCGGGAUAAUGGCGAGACGUUUGGCGAUACACUGGAGUGGGUGAUGAAUGAGAGAGGCGAUGACAUAGGAGAGUUUCGAGCUGCAAUCUCGGAGCGGGAACUUGGGAUUGCGGAGUAA
This is a messenger RNA of Aspergillus calidoustus, 1074 nucleotides long. NCBI's taxonomy places the organism in Eukaryota, Fungi, Ascomycota, Eurotiomycetes, Eurotiales, Aspergillaceae. The record is from the annotation of a GenBank genome assembly.